Lizanozyma spartinae is the source of this 777-nucleotide messenger RNA. RefSeq lists its product as uncharacterized. Bases 1 to 777 code for a protein of 258 amino acids. The transcript has a single exon. Gene Ontology annotation, cellular component: cytoplasm. The record is from RefSeq and is a predicted model, not a curated record. Gene Ontology annotation, biological process: protein folding. Lineage: Eukaryota; Fungi; Ascomycota; Pichiomycetes; Serinales; Debaryomycetaceae.
AUGGAUAAUGCCAAGUUCCAGGUCCAAGUUGACCCUACUGAAGAUACAGAAUGGAAUGAUAUUUUACGAGCGCAUGGAAUUAUCCCUGAAAGACCUCCGUCUCCAUCAGCUCAAAUUGAAGAAGCAUUAGAAGAAGUGCUCCAAUAUAAACAUGAUAACAGAUUAGAAGAUAAGGAUCUUGAUGAGUUAGAUGCUUUGGAAGAUGAAGAAGAUGAAGAUUUUAUAAAUAUGUACAAACAAAGAAGAAUGGCACAAAUAAAAGAACUAGCCAAAAAGCUGGAAUUCGGUGAAGUAUAUCCAAUUGAUAAAGCUGAAUAUGAAAACGAAGUGACUCAAGCUUCUAAAGAUGGUAAAUACGUAAUAGUUCACCUUUCUCUUCAGUCUAAUCUUCAAUCUCGUCUUUUGGGUAGUUUAAUGAUUCCAUUAGCUCGGAAGUUUGCAGAGAUCAAGAUGUGUGAGAUUCCUGCCCAACGGUGUAUUCCAAAUUACCCUGAUUCCAACUGUCCUACACUUAUUAUAUACCAUAAUACCAAUGUGGCCAAACAAUUUAUUACAUUAGCACAACUUGGUGGUAAUGGAACUACUCAAAAGGAUCUUGAACAGGUAUUAAUUACAGUUGGUGCAGUUGCUGACAAUGAUAAGCGUUUGAUAAUUAAUCAAGACGAUGAAGAUGAAAGUGAUGGAGACGAUCGAAAAAUCAGAUUUGCGAACAAGAAAUCUAUCCGCUCAACUCCUCAUAAUAAUAACAACGAUAGCGAUGAUGAUUUUUUCGAUUAG